Bacidia gigantensis is the source of this 273-nucleotide messenger RNA. RefSeq lists its product as uncharacterized. The transcript has 2 exons. Bases 1 to 273 code for a protein of 90 amino acids. The record is from RefSeq and is a predicted model, not a curated record. Lineage: Eukaryota; Fungi; Ascomycota; Lecanoromycetes; Lecanorales; Ramalinaceae.
AUGGCAGGGCUGCAGCAACAAAGCAUUUGGGCUCAGAACGAGGAAGACGAAGAGAUAGCGAGGAAAUGGAAAGCAGAAGAAGAACGACUGCAACUGGAGCGCAUUAGGGAUAAAGGCGAAUGGAGAUCUGUGGAAGAGGUGAUGGAAGAACUGGCGCCGAAGCGGAAGAGAAUUGCUGGACCUUCCACCACAGAGGAGUCAGACGUGAUGGAAGUGAAGGAGAAAGAGAAGCCAAGGAUCACAGUCGGCAGCAAGCGAAAGGGCAGGAGCUGA